This is a messenger RNA of Penicillium alfredii, 1005 nucleotides long. RefSeq names its product isocitrate lyase/PEP mutase family protein. The transcript has 3 exons. The record is from RefSeq and is a predicted model, not a curated record. Gene Ontology annotation, molecular function: catalytic activity. NCBI's taxonomy places the organism in Eukaryota, Fungi, Ascomycota, Eurotiomycetes, Eurotiales, Aspergillaceae. Bases 1 to 1005 code for a protein of 334 amino acids.
AUGUCAACAAGCUCAGUUCCAUACCCUUUCCACUUUGCUUCUGUCGCGAGUUCAAGCACAGAGUCGCAAGAUGGAAACCUCACAAACGUCAAUCUCUGGCUCCAGGAUGUUCGCGGGCGAAUCCCCUCAUUGCAGGCAUCGCGUCUCCGCACGCUGAUGCUGGAAGCACACAAGGAUCCCGCCAAGAUCCUCGCUCAUGCCUGCACGUAUGACGGUCUCUCGUCACGACUUGUCGAAGAGGCCGGUUUUCCGAUGGUCUUCCUGGCCGGGUACGCUGUGUCCAGUUCGUACGGUCUGCCAGACACUGGGUACAUUGCGAUGGCAGAGAUGUGCGAUAAGAUCCAGGAGACGUUCCGGCAGGUUUCGGUGCCCAUCAUGGCGGACGGCGAUACGGGGUAUGGGAGUCCGAUGAAUGUGAAACGGACUGUGGAGAGCUUUGCUGCUGCUGGGGCAGCGGGCGUUAUGAUCGAGGAUCAGCAGUGGCCGAAACGCUGCGGUCACACCAAAGGAAAAGGCGUGGUCUCGCGCGAGGAAGCCUUCGCCCGCAUCCAGGCAGCAUGCGAUGCCCGCAACGAAGGACGAGACAUCUUCAUCCUCGCGCGGACCGACUCCCUGAUCCUUGGCUGGGAGGAAGCUAUGGCCCGCGCCCAAGAGUUCAAGCGCAUUGGCGUGGAUGCCAUCUUUGUUGAGGCGCUGCCUGACCGCGACGCCAUGAAGCGGUGCGCAGAGGAGGUCGGCAUCCCGGUCUUUGCCAAUAUCAUUGAGGGCGGGAAGACGGAGAACUUGUCGGCCAAGGAUCUCGCCGAGCUCGGGUACAGUGCCGUCGCGUAUCCCUGGACGUUGGUUGCGGCUCAUCUGAAGAGUAUUCGGGAGGCGUUGGAUGGGCUGAAGAAGAGUAUGACUGUGGGAGCGCCGCCGAUGAUCUUGUCAUAUGAUGAGGUCUGUGAGGGUGUGGGAUUUAACAAGUAUUGGGAACGAGAGGAGAAGUACAAGUACAACACAUGA